AUUACACCACCAACUCUCGUCGGAUACACUAAAUCCGCAAACAACAUGAUGAAAGGAGUAACUGCUUUUUUAUUAUUGGCUCUCGCAUCGUACGGUGUCGAUGCUCAGGAGCCACAAGAGGCCCAAUUAGUUGAAGUGUUUCAAGAAAGUGAUGCCAUUCCAUCGCCUGACGAGGCUAGUGGCCGUUCAUUCGGUAUGUUCCAGAAUUUCGACGCCCUGACCUACAAGGAAAAUUUGCUGCACAACAAAAUCAGUUUUCUCUUCUCACUCGUACCUCGUCCAAACGUAGCGCAUUGGAAUCGACCGCCAUAUCCAGGUGGGUUGGGUCCCUAUCCGAUGCAGCCGGGAGGUUUUCCACCUGGAUAUCCCGCCCAACUGCCUCAAACUGGACCCUUACGUCCUCCCCCCUUUGGCGGAGGAGGAAUUAUUCCCAGUCAAGGAUUCUAUCCUGGUGCUGGUUUUAAUAAUCCUUAUUAUCCAUCAAUAGUACCUGGUUAUCCUGCAAUGCCGCCCGGUUUAUAUCCGCCCGGUAUUCUACCUGUUGUUUCCGAGAACAACAUCACCAAUGCGUCGGGUGGGAGCGGCGUUGGUAAUAAACCUUCGGCAUCAGCUGCGGUCGCUGCUCCGGCACCUUCAACAGCUGCUCCCACGACAACGACAGCGGCUGAAUCUGGAGCAGACGAUUCAGUUGCGGCGGCAGCGGAAGAAGAGGAAACUAAACGACACACAAUCAUUAAAAUGAUGCCCAAAUCUUUUCAUAUGAAUUGACUAUAUUUGACAAAAGUCAACAGCUUACUUCACUUUUGACUUAUUAAAAUGUAAAUAUUUCAAUUAAAAAUGCACAGAGCAAAUUACAGAGCGACCUCUUGAAA
Daphnia magna is the source of this 872-nucleotide messenger RNA. RefSeq names its product BUB3-interacting and GLEBS motif-containing protein ZNF207. The transcript has 3 exons. Bases 46 to 768 code for a protein of 240 amino acids. Lineage: Eukaryota; Metazoa; Arthropoda; Branchiopoda; Diplostraca; Daphniidae. The record is from RefSeq and is a predicted model, not a curated record.